This is a messenger RNA of Branchiostoma belcheri (Belcher's lancelet), 2567 nucleotides long. Its product is annotated as vesicular, overexpressed in cancer, prosurvival protein 1-like. The transcript has 5 exons. Gene Ontology annotation, cellular component: cytoplasmic vesicle membrane. The coding region runs from base 118 to 867 and encodes 249 amino acids. Lineage: Eukaryota; Metazoa; Chordata; Leptocardii; Amphioxiformes; Branchiostomatidae. The record is from RefSeq and is a predicted model, not a curated record.
GACGAUCAUUACGUCACAUAGGAUUAGUGCCUGAGUUUAGAACAAGGCCAGGACAAAGAGAUCGCGGUAAAUCUGCUUUUAAACCAUUUUGACGUGAGGAUCGGGGGAAAUUCUGCCAUGAGUAGGUGGUAUGGAGUCCUUGUGACCAUUUUAGUCGUGCUGCUGAAUGAAGUCAGCUCAGCGACUGAGUACUGUACCGGCUAUGGUCACUAUUGUGACCUAGCAUAUGAGCACUGCUGUGGAUAUACAUGCUGCCAAUAUAGCUCCCCCGGAUAUGGAUAUAGUGUCUGGAACCUCUGGUACUUUUGGUUUGUGGUUAUCUUCGUGAUGAUGGCGUGCUGCGGCGGGUGUGGCUACUAUCGCCGACGACAACACCUCCUGCAGCAAACCCGGAUGUCACAAGGUGGCGCCAUUGUGUAUGCGGGUGCUCUCCCCGGCGAGCACGUGUCGUCACAAAUCCCGCAGCAUGGAUCGUCCCAGCUACCCGAGGCAGCAGCACCCCCGCCAUACAGCGAGGUAACAACCAAGCCCGAUGUCUACCCCCUGGCACCGGACAGCUUCCACUACGGUCCCGCCUACCCCCCUCCCUACCCCGUGUACGGGGCCUCCCCCUACCCCCCUCCCUACACCCCCUCAACAGAUGCCACCCCCAGGCGGCCUGACACACCUGAGACCAACACAACAGCCGUUCCAGGUGCUGUGAAUGCAGCUGCAGGCGCAACACCUGUCAACAACCCAAAUAUGGACAGUUCCAGGAUUUCCAUGACAACCAGUGUCGGCCCUGGCAACCCCAGCACGGACAGUCCCACCCCCGCUGUUGCCAUGGCAACCAUUACCCCUGGCAACAGGGAGGAGCACAGGCACUGAUCACUCAUGCCUCCCCACAAAACUCAUAGCCAUGCCUCUCAUGCCACUACUUAGUUUGCUGGCCAGAAAAUAUACUGAAGUAUAACGUCCUUUGAAAGACCAUGGAGAAAUGUAUACGUAACCAGAAAUGUUAUGCCAGAAAUAAAGAGAGAAGUGUAAUGUUCUUUCAAAAGAUAUGCCCUGUAUCUUAAUGCACUAUUAUGCACUAUAACAUGUUGUGAUUUUUCCAAGCAAAAUUUUGGAAGAUAAUUUCAACAUUGAACUUGAAGUGACCAGGGAGAUAUCAUUUUAGAGUCCUGUGAAACAGGUACUCGUGAGUGAUGUAAGUGUGAAAAUGCAUCAUAUUUUAAUCCCAUGCUUUUCAUUCUUUCAUUACAUUUUUGGCCAAAGAUUAUGUCCCACACUGAUGAUUGAAUGUAUCCUAUUGCAUUAAGUAACUUUAACAUACAAGUAUGAUGACAUUUGUGGUACUUCCUGAAUUUGUACAAAUAGAAACACUGCUUCAAAAUUCUUAUUCUGACAUCUGAUGACCUCAGUGUGUGGUACGUAGAGAUAGAUGUGGGAAUAUUGUCUGUGAAGCUUGUCAGUAUUUUAGCUACUCUCCAAGCUGAGGUUUUGGGUCCAGGCUAUCUUGUGUUUUAGGCAUUUCUAUGAUUCUCCAUUUCCAAUAUGUAGCGGCCAUGAUUGCUUUUAUUCAGAGGGAAGAAAGAAAUUGAUUGCACUACCAAACAGAAAAUUGUAGAGAAGGCCUCAAAGAAACAACAAAAGAUCAGCCCCUGACCAAAACCUCUCGUUGGGGAGUAUACUAGUAUUGUAGCUGCUGUUACCAGUACACAGUGAAAUGUGUAAUAAUGUUGCAUUAGCACCAAUUUAUCAGCCAAAUGUGAGUGGUCUGGGUUAAAAAGGAGAUGCCAACGAUUAUUGAUUUAGAAAAGCUGUACAUAAGCUGCAACUAAUGUUGCUAUUGUUCCUCUAGUUGCAUCAAGUCUUAAUACAAUUUUACAUUUUAUCUGUGAUGUAUAAAAAUUGUAUUUCAGUGAUGACAUAAUGUAACAAUUGUCUCAGAUUGUUUAUUGUAAUUACAUAUGUAGAUUCAACUUUAACUUUAAGCUAGAAAAUGAUGGAGAGAUUGAAAUCAGCACCAUCUUUGAUUUAAAAUCCUUUCAAAAGCAUGGGUUCUCUGUGCAUAUGAUACAUGAAGUCUAAAUAAACUUUUGGUUAAUUGGUUAUUCAUUUUCCUGUCAUCAUUGAGAAUUAAACUUCCUUACUAUUGUUUGAAAUUUUACCUGCAUCUUGUAUCUGUACGAGUGUCUAACGUGUCAUUUAGGUACACUGCACUGCUGACAAAGUAAGACACAAGUACUGAAGCAAAUUUAGCUGACACUUUUGCCUGAAUACUUUGGUACUUUUAGAGAAUUGUUGCAUGACUUUAAAAACUGGCUCAAGGCAUCAGACAUUAGUUUUGUAUUGUAAGUAGGUAAGUUUAAUUCACUCACACUCACACAGGAUGGGCCCCUACUUAUUUCAAUACUUUUAAGUACAUGGUGAAUUCUUCAACUUGCUUGAGGUGUGGCUCACUAAUAACACAGGACUUGUGGCUUAAAAUCCCAUCAGGACUACCACCUUUUCACGAGCGUGUAAAUCUGUGGGUUCAUGAAUAAAAUUAACCAAUUAAAACAAAAUCACAUUGGCAAAAUUAA